This is a messenger RNA of Danaus plexippus (monarch butterfly), 1725 nucleotides long. RefSeq names its product CCAAT/enhancer-binding protein gamma-like (gene Irbp18). Gene Ontology annotation, biological process: DNA-templated transcription; regulation of transcription by RNA polymerase II. The coding region runs from base 366 to 728 and encodes 120 amino acids. Lineage: Eukaryota; Metazoa; Arthropoda; Insecta; Lepidoptera; Nymphalidae. The transcript has 2 exons. Gene Ontology annotation, molecular function: DNA-binding transcription factor activity, RNA polymerase II-specific; RNA polymerase II cis-regulatory region sequence-specific DNA binding. The record is from RefSeq and is a predicted model, not a curated record.
UUCGUAUUAUGUACGUACUUACUACUUACUACUACAUUGUAGGUACACAUUCAUUGUAAAAUUAGUGGUCGCUUGUAAAUAUCCAUCAGUGUUAACUAAUUCAAAAGUAAAUAUGUGUAAAUAAUUAGUUGUACUUUUAAUUUCUUAUAUAAUUUCAAGAAGACACUUGGGUUAUCGAGAUAUUGUUAAAAUUGUAACUUUUCUUAAGUAUUAGUGCGAAGUUACGUACUCAAUCAAACAAUAAGUUGCGUCAUAUAAAAAUAGUGUUUAUUAUUUAUUGACUUUGAAACCUAACUCUACUAGAAGUGUGAAUUUCUGUAACUGUGUGUCUGAUAAAUUUAAAAAUAGUGUUGUAAAUAAUUUUGAUGAUAUUAGACGAUUUUUGGGAUAUGCCUCCUGUUAAACGCGGGAGACGGGGAGUCAGCGACGCUGAUGAUGAGGACGAUGAUUACAGAAAGAAGCGAGAUCGAAAUAAUGAGGCAGUGAAAAAAAGCAGAUACAAAUCAAAACAGAGAACUCAAGAGACCGUUGUGAGAGUGAAUAAAUUAAAGGCUGAAAAUCAAAUGUUAGAAGAGAAAGUGAAAACGCUGACUAAAGAUCUCAAGUUCCUUAAGGAUCUAUUCAUGGAAUACGCUUCUAAUUCACAGAACCCAAAAUUUGAGGGCAUCGACCUUGACAAGCUGCUGGAAGAUGUUCAAGAGGAAAAGAAAGAUAAAGAUAGCAAAUAAUUCUACAUCAUCAUCAUCAUAUAAUAUAAUUUAUAAUAGAAAUAAUUAAAUGUUAAAUCUCAUGAAAAAUUUUAGUAGAAAUAGUUUUUCACUACUUCUAUUAUUAUUGUAGAAAUUAAAUCAAUUGUUGAUAAUCGAUUUGUAGAGUAAUUACAGCAACUAUACUUGAACCAAAACGAUAUGCAUUUACUAUCCAAUAUAACAGGAUUAGAAUGGAUUGUUUUGGAAUAUUUUUCUUCAUAAGUCACAAUAACUUUUAAAUUUUUUGUCCGAGCAUGUUUUAAUAAGGUACAAUAAGUAAGACUAUUUUGUGGACUAAGUCCCCAAUUUGGCUCAAGGUACAAAUGUGUGAAUGUGCUUGGUUUUAUAUCGUGACUACCACAAAAUGUAAACACAAGUAACUGAUUUUAAUGAUCUUGACACUACCAUUAUCCUUGGGUGUGUUGCCAAUUGCCAUACAUUUUGAAACCUUCGGUCAGAAUCAUUAUCAGUGCUCAUUUCAAAAUCAUUGUGUUCUCUUAAAGCAAAAAAAUAAUAUUUUUUAUAACUACAUAUAAUGAAACCUUAUUUUGGGACAACUUUCAACAUAUACAUAACUCCUGGAAGUUGAGUCUUCAUCGUUAGAUGGUUUUUGAGUGAGAAAUAAAUUAACAUCAAGAUGAUGAUUACUAAGGACAAGAACAUUUCAAAGAAAAUCUUCUAUGUAAAUUCAAUACAAUUUUCUGUUCUACCAAACAAAUUAGUUAAUAAAUUCUUUUGGUGGUGUAAAGAGGUUAGGUAUAGGUAUAGGUUGUAAUUGUCAGACAUUUAUUAUCUGUGAUCAAAAUAUUCUGGUAUGAAUUAAUUUUUUUAGAUGUUUUUUUUUUUUUAUCAACGUUAAUACAACAUAAUCUAUAGAAAUUUUACUGUAUAGGGUAAAUAAAGAAAUUAUAUUGUUUAUAUUUUUGCAUUGCAUAGUUGUGAUUAAGAUAUUUUUACAAUAAAAUGAUUUUAAACA